This is a messenger RNA of Fraxinus pennsylvanica, 1098 nucleotides long. The record is from the annotation of a GenBank genome assembly. NCBI's taxonomy places the organism in Eukaryota, Viridiplantae, Streptophyta, Magnoliopsida, Lamiales, Oleaceae.
AUGUUCUACAGAGGUAAAUUCGUAGACAGUGGAGAUGCAAGGGAAACGGGGUUCAAACGGCAGCGGUUGAUGGAUCAGGGGUCUUCGUAUUAUGGUACUCCUCCCGGUCCGAGUUAUAUGUACAAUGCUCCACCUCCACCACCUCCUGCAUAUUCUUACUAUCCCCCGCCUUUCCCAGUGGUUCGGCUUCGAGGCCUACCCUUUGAUUGCACGGAGGCUGAAAUUGUUGAUUUCUUCCAUGAUUUAGAUGUAGUUGACGUCCUGUUUGUCCACAAGGGGGGCAAGUCCACUGGGGAAGCUUAUUGCGUUUUGGGUUAUCCUCUUCAAAUAGAUUUCGCCCUGCAGAGGAAUAGGGAAACUAUUGGUAGGAGAUAUGUUGAGGUUUUUCAAAGCAGAAAGGAUGAGUACUAUAAGGCCAUAGCAAAUGAAGUUUACGAUUCUCAGGGUGGUUCAUCUCGUCGUGGUGUUCCCAGAGCUAGAUCUUUUGAUGAGAGCAAGGACCUGGCAGAUUAUACUGGGGUCCUGCGAUUGAGGGGCUUGCCAUACACUGCUAGCAAGGAGGAUAUUAUGGAAUUCUUUAAGGAUUUUGUGCUUUCUGAAUCCAAAAUUCAUAUGAUAGCUAAUUCAGAGGGAAGGCCAACUGGAGAAGCGUUUGUGGAGUUUGCAAGUGCUGAAGAUUCAAAAGCUGCAAUGGCUAAGGAUAGGAUGACCCUGAAGUAUCGCUAUAUAGAACUUUUCCCUUCAUCGCAGGAGGAGUUGGAAGAAGCGGCUUCCAGCGGCAGGUUGUUGACAAAAUCCUUCGAAGGGAAGGACAUGGGUGAACCUACAACUGUAUUACGAAUGAGAGGAUUGCCGUUUUCAGCUGGCAAGACUGACAUAAUAGAUUUCUUUAAGAAUUCUACCUUGUCAAAAGACUCGAUUUAUAUUACCUAUAAUGCUGAUGGGAGGCCAACCGGAGAAGCUUUUGUUGAAUUUGCAAAUGUAGACAAUGCAAAAGCAGCAUUGGUUAAUGAUAGGAUGACACUUGGCAGUCGUUAUAUAGAGCUAUUUCCGGCAUCGCUUGAUGAGUUGAAGGAAGCAACUUCAAGGGGACGAUGA